Molecule: messenger RNA, 1721 nt
Organism: Raphanus sativus (radish)
Lineage: Eukaryota; Viridiplantae; Streptophyta; Magnoliopsida; Brassicales; Brassicaceae
Product: xylan glycosyltransferase MUCI21
Exons: 3
Coding region: 172-1650 (492 amino acids)
Molecular function (GO): glycosyltransferase activity
Source: RefSeq, a predicted model, not a curated record
CACAAGUCUCUUUAAAUCAUUCUCAAGAAACCCAUCUCUCUUAUCCUUCCUCUCCAAGAAAAGUUUGCUCUGAAUUUUCUAUAUAAUUGCCUGAAAACGUCACCUAAGUUGAUCAAACCCUUCAUAAAAAAUCAAAACUUUGGUUCUGGGUUUUGCUUUGUUGACAAGAAGAUGGUGCAGUAUCAUAGAUUAAUAAUCCACCAUGGAAGAAAAGAAGAGAGGUUUAGAGUUUCAGUAGAGGAAGUUGGUAGCUCGAAGCGAGCUAAACAAAAGUUUCUAUCUUUUCUCUUCCUUUCUAUCCUCUCUUGCUGUUUCAUCAUAUCUCCUUAUCUAUUUGGCUUCUCCGCUCUCUCUCUCCUAGAUUCUUUUAUUAGGGAAAACGAAGCUCUUAGCUCUUAUGAGCCAGCCCUUGCCCAUGUCUGCUCAGAAGUCUCCAAUGGAACCAUAUGUUGUGACAGAACCGGUUUGAGAUCAGACAUCUGUGUAAUGAAAGGCGAUGUUCGAACAGACUCUGCUACUUCAUCACUCUUCCUCUUCACCUCCACCAAUAACACCACAAACCCCGAAAAAAUCAAACCUUACACAAGAAAAUGGGAGACUAGCGUGAUGGACACGGUUCAAGAACUCAACCUAAUCACCAAAUCUUCAAACAGAUCAUCAGACCGUGUCUGCGAUGUCUACCACGACGUCCCUGCGGUGUUUUUCUCCACGGGAGGAUACACUGGAAACGUUUACCACGAGUUCAACGACGGGAUCAUCCCUUUGUUUAUAACUUCACAGCAUUACAAGAAGAAAGUUGUGUUUGUGAUCGUUGAGUAUCAUGACUGGUGGGAGAUGAAGUACGGAGAUAUCGUCUCGCAGCUCACGGAUUAUCCACUGGUUGAUUUCAGUGGAGAUUCGAGAACUCAUUGUUUCAAGGAAGCAACUGUUGGAUUGCGUAUACACGACGAGUUAACAGUGAACUCCACGCUAAUGAGUCAUGGGAACAAAACCAUUGUCGACUUCAGAAACGUUUUGGACCGUGCUUACUCGCAUCGUAUCCAAAGCUUGGUUCAGGAGGAAACAGAGACAACAACAACAACACAUGACUUGAAGAAGAAGCCGAAGCUGGUGAUAUUAUCAAGAAACGGGUCAAGAGCGAUACUAAACGAGGACCUUCUUGUCAAGCUAGCAGAAGAGACAGGGUUCGUUGUUGAGGUUCUAAGACCGGACAAAAGAACAGAGAUGCCUAAGAUCUAUCGCUCGAUGAACUCAAGCGAUGUUAUGAUCGGUGUACAUGGAGCUGCAAUGACUCAUUUCCUCUUCUUGAAACCUAAGACAGUUUUUAUUCAGAUAGUUCCGUUAGGGACUGAUUGGGCGGCAGAGACAUACUAUGGAGAGCCAGCAAAGAAGCUAGGGUUGAAGUACAUUGGUUACAAGAUUAUGCCGCAAGAAAGCUCUUUAUACGGUGAGUAUGGCAAAGAUGAUCCUGUCAUCAGAGAUCCGGAUAGUCUCAAUGAUAAAGGAUGGGAAUAUACUAAGAAGAUCUAUCUACAAGGACAGAACGUGAAGCUUGACUUGAGAAGAUUUAGAGAAACGUUAGCUCGUUCUUAUGAUUUCUCUAUUAGAAAGAGAGUUAGAGAGGAAGUUCCUAAUCUGUUUGUUUCAUAAGAGUAAGAAGAAAGUAUAACAUUCUUUUGUAAAGUUUUUUUAAAAACAUUUAAUUCAAAUUCUUUUGAGUA